GCGGCGGCGCUGCUCCCGCGUCACAGCGCCGGGCGCGGCGGGGAGAUGCGGCUCCUGGCGCUGGCGGCGGCCGUGCUGCUGGCGCGGGCUCCGGCCCCGGAGGUCUGUGGGGCCCUCAAUGUCACCGUGUCCCCGGGGCCUGUGGUUGACUACCUGGAGGGGGAAAAUGCUACUCUUCUCUGCCACGUCUCCCAGAAGAGGCGGAAGGACAGCUUGCUGGCCGUGCGCUGGUUCUUCGCGCGCCCGGACUCCCAGGAGGCCCUGAUGGUUAAGAUGACCAAGCUCCGGGUGGUGCAGUACUAUGGGAAUUUCAGCCGCAGCGCCUACCGUCAGAGGCUGCGCCUCCUUGAGGAGCGGCGCGGGGUGCUCUACACCCUCUCUGUCUUGACCCUCCGGCCAGCCGAUCAAGGGCAUUACGUCUGCAAAGUCCAGGAAAUCAGCAAGCACAGGAAUAAGUGGACAGCUUGGUCCAACGGCUCCUCGGCGACAGAAAUGAGAGUGAUUUCCCUGAAAGCGUCUGAAGAUUCAUCGUUUGAGAAAAAGAAAGAGACCUGGGCAUUUUUUGAAGACCUCUACGUGUACGCUGUGCUCGUGUGCUGUGUGGGGAUUCUCAGCGUUCUGCUCUUCACUCUGACCAUCAUCUGGCAGUCUGUGUUUAGCAAGAGGAAAUCCAGAGUGAGACACUAUUUGGUGAAAUGCCCUCAGAACAGCUCAGGGGAGACUGUCACCAGCGUGACCAGCUUGGUCCCACUGCAGCCCAAGAAGGGCAAGAAGCGGAAGGAAAAAGCUGACGUUCCUCCCGCAGUCCCUGCCAAAGCUCCCAUCGCUGCCCCGUUCCAUAAACCGAAGCUGCUGAAGCCACAAAGGAAAGUCGCCCUGCCAAAGAUUGCCGAAGAGAACUUGACCUAUGCUGAGCUGGAGCUGAUCAAGCCCCACCAGGCUGCCAAAGGCAUUCCCACCAGCACCGUCUAUGCCCAGAUCCUCUUUGAGGAGAACAAACUGUAACUGUGCAUCAUAUUUAAUAUCCGCCACCCCAGUUAUUUAUGAAACCUUGGAUACAAAGUCCUUAUUUUUGUAUUUUCACUUGUGCCUUCUGUGUGGUGGGAGCCCCAUUCCAACGGCAUCCCAGGUGCCUUCGGAGAGGUACAAGGCUCCUCUCUGCAAAAGAGCAGGGGCUGCAGCCCUUGGACAAAUCUCCCAGAACAAGAUUUUCUGGGUCUGAGUCCUGAGCAGUGAGGGCUCUUGAUUCUGAGACCAUCCAAGGAGAUUUUCUGCUGAGCCAAACCCCUUCAUGUUUCUUCUUGUUUCUCUGGGUUUUAUAAUUUUUAAUCUGAAUUUUAAUCUUCUACCCUUCCUGUAUCUGUGAUAUCAAGCUCAUAGUAUAUAGCUAGAGGAAAUGCCAUUAUAGGCCCAAGUGUGAGAUGGUAGAUAUGUACUAAUUGGUUUUCAAAGGAUCAGAUAACAUUGCCAGGGCACCCAGAGCGGUGCAAAGUGCUUAUUGCAAGCGGUCACUCAAGAUAGCAUCUCUUGUGUUAAAUAGAUGCACUGACUCUGGUGAUUCAAGGGCAGAGAGACAGACUGUGAGACAGUCUGACAUCUAAGCUGACAGUGAACUAUCUGGAUACCCCAGUGCCCGUUUCUCUACCCACUAUCACCCACGGCCACUGGACAAGUAGAACAUCUUUCAUUCUGAAGGGCUUCCACCCCUUUGGCAGGGGGGCUUAUCCUGGUAUAGAGACUUAUAUUCUCCAAGAAGUUCUCACUCAUCCUUUUCCAAAGGAGCCGGGCGUUUGCCAUCGAUUGACAGAUGGAAGAAGGGGACCUCUUGGAAGUGUGCCGAGGUUACCAACUCUAAUUGAAUGUCCACUCGUGUGAGAGCAUAGUCUUUUGCCUGGUUCCCCAAUGGUAGGAGAGUAGGAAGUAUAAGCAGGGCUGGAAAACUGUGUCCUGAACACGCUUCUGUUAUACAGUGCCUUGCCCGACUCAACUUUGCAUGUGAAUUCUAAUUAGCUUGGCUGGGAGGCAGUGAUGCAUACGGCAGAUAGAUCCAUGGGAAGUGGCUCUGUGGGCCUGUAUGACAUCCAGGAUCUCACUGAAGGCGGAUCCGUUCCAGUACAGAGUCAUCCUAUCAGCUGUGUUGUUAAGGACACACUUCUUGAUGUGUGAGUGUGGUCUGGGUGGAUUUUUAGUGCACACUACGGAAGUUGUUUGGCUUUGUAAUGGACCAUGGAUAUAUGGUAAAUUAUAUAUUUUAAACACAA
Lagenorhynchus albirostris (white-beaked dolphin) is the source of this 2261-nucleotide messenger RNA. It is a transcript of the gene VSTM4, whose product is annotated as V-set and transmembrane domain containing 4. The record is from RefSeq and is a predicted model, not a curated record. The transcript is spliced from 8 exons. The coding region runs from base 46 to 1005 and encodes 319 amino acids. Lineage: Eukaryota; Metazoa; Chordata; Mammalia; Artiodactyla; Delphinidae.